CUUGAUGACACCUGGUGCCCCUCCUUGCUCACUCCUGUCUUCCCCAGAGGCCCUAACUACAGCCACUACCCUUUCAGGGCCCAGGCUGACCGUGGAUGGGGCUCCUGGCACCUUCAUCCUCCUCCUCCAUCUUCUAUCUGAGCCUGAGACGAACUGCCCACCCCCUCCAGCCACCUGCCGCCUCCUGUUUGGAAGGAGGCCCGCAGCAGAUUUCCUCUUCCCUCCAUUCCCAAGAGGAACCCCUGGUCUGGGGAUACUGAGGCAGGCACAGGGCAGGGCACGUGUGAGCAUCCAGUCAUCCUGAAAGGACACAAGCGACAUGGCCCCGCCCGCGCUCCAGGCCCAGCCUCCAGGCGGCUCUCAACUGAGGUUCCUGCUGUUCCUGCUGCUGUUGCUGCUGCUGCUGUCAUGGCCAUCGCAGGGGGACGCCCUGGCAAUGCCUGAACAGCGACCCUCCGGCCCUGAGUCCCAACUCAACGCCGACGAGCUACGGGGUCGCUUCCAGGACCUGCUGAGCCGGCUGCAUGCCAACCAGAGCCGAGAGGACUCGAACUCAGAACCAAGUCCUGACCCAGCUGUCCGGAUACUCAGUCCAGAGGUGAGAUUGGGGUCCCACGGCCAGCUGCUACUCCGCGUCAACCGGGCGUCGCUGAGUCAGGGUCUCCCCGAAGCCUACCGCGUGCACCGAGCGCUGCUCCUGCUGACGCCGACGGCCCGCCCCUGGGACAUCACUAGGCCCCUGAAGCGUGCGCUCAGCCUCCGGGGACCCCGUGCUCCCGCAUUACGCCUGCGCCUGACGCCGCCUCCGGACCUGGCUAUGCUGCCCUCUGGCGGCACGCAGCUGGAACUGCGCUUACGGGUAGCCGCCGGCAGGGGGCGCCGAAGCGCGCAUGCGCACCCAAGAGACUCGUGCCCACUGGGUCCGGGGCGCUGCUGUCACUUGGAGACUGUGCAGGCAACUCUUGAAGACUUGGGCUGGAGCGACUGGGUGCUGUCCCCGCGCCAGCUGCAGCUGAGCAUGUGCGUGGGCGAGUGUCCCCACCUGUAUCGCUCCGCGAACACGCAUGCGCAGAUCAAAGCACGCCUGCAUGGCCUGCAGCCUGACAAGGUGCCUGCCCCGUGCUGUGUCCCCUCCAGCUACACCCCGGUGGUUCUUAUGCACAGGACAGACAGUGGUGUGUCACUGCAGACUUAUGAUGACCUGGUGGCCCGGGGCUGCCACUGCGCUUGAGCACCGGGCCCUGCUCCUCACCUACACUCCCCUUCAAGGAUGCUAUUUAUAUUUGUAUUUAUUAAUAUUAUUAAUUUAUUGGGGUCGGGCUGGGUGGAUGGAUUGUGUAUUUAUUUAAAACUCUGCUAAUAAAGGUGAGCUUGGUUUCUA
Messenger RNA from Mus musculus (house mouse), 1381 nucleotides. It is a transcript of the gene Gdf15, whose product is annotated as growth differentiation factor 15. The transcript is spliced from 3 exons. Bases 320 to 1231 code for a protein of 303 amino acids. Lineage: Eukaryota; Metazoa; Chordata; Mammalia; Rodentia; Muridae. Gene Ontology annotation, cellular component: Golgi apparatus; nucleus; extracellular region. The record is from RefSeq and is marked reviewed. Gene Ontology annotation, molecular function: growth factor activity; protein homodimerization activity; cytokine activity. Gene Ontology annotation, biological process: positive regulation of phosphatidylinositol 3-kinase/protein kinase B signal transduction; negative regulation of SMAD protein signal transduction; reduction of food intake in response to dietary excess.